ACAGUUGAGCUGGUGCUGCUCUGGGAGGGGAGACAGUGCAGGCUGCAGGGCUGGGGAAUCCGGCUCCUUUAAUUCGGAUGUUAAAAGCCGCCGCUGUUUUAUUUGCUGAAGAUUCUGAGAGAGAGAGACUGACAGACAGGGAGAUAACCUGGGUUCCCCCUCCCCUCCUUUCCCUUAGCCAACCCUAGGCUUUGUCCUGAGUGUCGGUUUGUUUGUUUUUUAAUUUUGUGCCGCUCAAUGAUGCCUGAACUGUGGGAAGCCUUGCCAGAUUUGUCUAUGGAUCCGAUUACUGGUGUCGGUGUGGUCGCAUCUCGAUAUCGGGCACCUACCACUUACGAAGUAAUUUCACAAACAGCAGAUGGUUUGGAUGCUGACCUCUGGAAGGACGGCUUAUUUAAAUCCAAGGUCACAAGAUAUCUCUGUUUUACGAGAUCAUUUUCUAAGGAGAAUAGCCAUUUAGGGAAUGUGCUUGUGGAUAUGAAGCUGAUCGAUUUAAAGGAUACUUUACCAGUGGGCUUUAUUCCUAUUCAGGAAACAGUGGACACACAAGAGCAAGCUUUCAGAAAGAGAAGGAUGUGUAUCAAAUUCAUUCCUCGUGACUCGACUGAAGCUGCCAUUUGUGAUGUAAAAAUUCUUGGCAAAUCUAAACAAGCUCCCCCUCAGUAUACUUUCAUUGGGGAACUGAACAACAUGGGAGUCUGGUACAGAAUGGGAAGAGUUCCUAGGACGCAGGUGGUGUCAACAGCUACAGUAACAACUACAUGCCUGACAUCCUCCUCUUCGCCAAGUCCUGCUCCUAAUCUCCCCAGGCACAUAUCCUUGACACUUCCAGCUAGCUUCCGAGGUAAGAUGCAUGGCACAAGACCUGACUUUGAACACCAGACCUCCAACCUAUACGCUAUAUCAGCAAUGGAUGGUGUGCCUUUCACUAUUUCAGAAAAAUUCUCCAGUGCGAUUGAAGCAGUGCAACCAGUUGAUUUAAUGGGCAUAACGAUCAAAUCGUUGGCUGAAAUUGAGAGAGAAUACGAUUACAGCUUUAGAACAGAACAGAGUGCUGCAGCUCGCCUUCCACCAAGUCCCACUAAAUGUCAACAACCUUCAUCCUGAAGAUGGACCUUAAUUGAGUUGUUGUAAACUAAGGGACAAUAUCUACUGGAACAGCCACCACGCGAAGCAGUUUUGGACACUUUGCUUCCUUUAACUUCUACUGAAAUGGUAUUCUUGUACUAAUGGAAAGGACAGUAUUUCUAAUAACCAGCAGUCUACCUACAACUUAACAUUGGGUAAAAUCAUUUUGUACAUGGAGUUUUGUAAAUACAAUGUUUAAUGUGACCUUUAUUUGCAAAUCUUCUAGCCUUGAAUAAGGUUAAUCAUUUUAAUAAUUAUUAAACAAAGGCUGGAUAUUUUUGCUUUCUUGAGCCAUAGCUUAUUUUUGUUUCUCCUUUUUUUUUGUCAAACUGAUUUUGCACACUUCAGAAAUGCUACUGGUAUUGGCCAUUUUCGCAAGCUAUGCAUCGUUUCAGUUAAUAGACCUUUAGCCAUUUGUUUUCACUUUGAGAUUAGAUGUAUUUUUAAGGAAAUAAAGUUUUGAAAUAUCAUGUAUAGCUGAUGUUUUAGUUUUAUUUCCUGUGUCUAACAAGUCAAAUUUCAGUAGUACUGAGAAGAAUUUAGUAAUAGUUAACAUCAAAUUUAGGAAAGUCAAAGUAACUUUUUAUUCAGAUCAGAGAAUUGGGUGCUAACUUCUAUCAUAACAUCUAGAAAUCUUAAGAUUUACUAAGCUAUUGUUUCCGCACAGAUAUUCUACUUUUAUGUAGAUUUUCCCUCUAGUCAGUGGUUGUUUUCUCUUUUUUCUGACACAGAAAAUAUCAUAGUUACCUGUUUUCCCUUGGAACAUAUCAAAUUUAGAAAUCAUUAUCAGAAUUUCACAAAAAUUAAGUUGGUUUUUUGAUAUUCUUCUCUGUUACGUUCUCCCUUGUCUUUCCAAUUCUGCUUAAUUAGAUAUAAUCAUGAAGCGUUUUUGUUGGAAUUCUCAGAUUUUCUACAUCAAAGCCUUCCAGCCUAUAAAUAUCUUGCUAUACUUUAAAGCUGUUGUUUAUGGAAAAACAGUAUUAGUUAUAUCACAGUGAAUGAACAAAAAUUACAACAGGCCUUCCUUUUUGGUUCCUUUGUUAACAAAGGACAUUUCUGCUAUCCGAAUGCAAUAUUUGUUAAUGCAGUUUUUCUACGGUUGCAUAAGGUAUGAUUCUGUGGUUAUAAUCUGAGUGCAAGUGUAGCUUUGUCAAAAUGCACUGAUUUGCUUUGCACUGCAUUUUUAAUGUUUGGGCUUUUUUUAAAAUGUGGACCCUUGCUAUCUGAAACUCUUUUGUAUGGUUUUUAACAUGCUUGUGAUUCUAAAUUAAUGUUAAGAAACACCUUAAUUGUGUAACACUGUAACACUCUUGUUAAGUAGCAGCUUUUCUUUAAACACUGCCAUGAAUCUACCAGCCUUACCUCAAUAAACCUAACGGCUACAACCUCCUUUCAGGCUUUGUGAUCCAUACUGAGAGAAAUCGACGUUCAAAACUGCAUUUACUGCAGAUACAAGAAUGUAGUGCUUUUAUUGAAUGGCAGCUGCUCAACAAAAACAAUCUAUGUUAGCAGGUUUACACACUAUAUGUAAAGCAAUUAUUUAUUUUUUCUUCAUUUUCAUCUUUUUCUCAUUUCCAGUGCAAAACAGAUGCUACUUAAUAUGUAGGGCAAGGGUAAUCAGAUUAAUAAUGCCAGUGUUUAGAAUUACAAGUUUGUCUUUUUGUCUGUUUAGCAUAGUACUUCAGACUGUCAUGUAAAACAAGUGUUCUGAUCCAUUGGCACUGUUUGAAAUGAACAAAAUGCUUCAGACAUUGAAUAAUUGAUUUUCAAUGUUGCAUGAAUAGUGUGCUUAAGCGAUUAAUUCAAGAAACAUAAUUAUAUUUUCUGUCUGUUCUGUAGAAAUAAUGUAAACCCAUACCAUUAUCGUUUCUGUAAAGAAACUAGGCAUUUAUCAUUUAUGUAUGAAUAUUGGCUGCAUCUAAAUGUCUGGUGGAGCUCUAUGAACUUAAAGAUGAUAGAAAUGCAUUCUGCUGUUAAAUGAUGAACGUUCUUUGCAAAACAGAGCGUAGAGCAUUGACAGUAUGACUAACCAUUUCCAACUCAUCCAUUUACAAUUUACUGUGAAUAAUUAAAGCAUGGUAACAUAAAAGCUGCAGAACUUCCACCCAAGUGCUAUCAUCUUUAAAAUGUUGAAAAAUAUUUAACUUUCACCAGCCAUACAAUUGUAAUAGUUCAGUUUUAUUUUUAAUUGUGUUGGAGAUUUAACUCACUGCUCUUAAAGUGUUCAGAAAUAAAAACUUCCUGUAUUUAUUGUAGAUUUGUUUCCUGUAGUUACAAAGGGAGGUUUACAAUUUGGUUUAUUGAGUCUGUAUUAAUA
Messenger RNA from Hemiscyllium ocellatum (epaulette shark), 3445 nucleotides. RefSeq names its product multivesicular body subunit 12Ba (gene mvb12ba). The record is from RefSeq and is a predicted model, not a curated record. Gene Ontology annotation, cellular component: ESCRT I complex; late endosome. The coding region runs from base 238 to 1107 and encodes 289 amino acids. The transcript is spliced from 10 exons. Gene Ontology annotation, biological process: virus maturation; viral budding; regulation of epidermal growth factor receptor signaling pathway. NCBI's taxonomy places the organism in Eukaryota, Metazoa, Chordata, Chondrichthyes, Orectolobiformes, Hemiscylliidae.